AUGGACCCAUACGAAUUUAAACAGUGUUUCCCAAAUGUUGAAUUCAAGUUUUUUGGAAUAGGGAGACUUGAUCAUUUCAAAAUUAAUUGGAUCGCAAAGGGCAUUCCAUUUUGUUGUAGGAGGAGACCAACAUUGAUCCCUUCAUCAAAUACGGCAACAUAUGGUAUAAUUAUUGAAAUAACUAACUACGAGAGGAAACUGAUAAGUGAAUACAUUCAAUAUUUACCAAACAACCUCUUAAUCAAUGCAAAUGCUGUUAUAAUUAAAUUAAAUAACUUUGAAAAAGCAAGAAAAAACUCGGAAAAGAAGUUGUUAUCUUUAAACUCAACAAUUAAUACUUCCGAAAAUCAAAUUUUAUUUAGUUUAAGAGUAAUCACCUUUUGUACAGAAUCUUCAAAUAUGAUAUUUGAUAGUACAUUCGUUGAUUUUUUAUUGAAGAACGGAAGUGCUUUUUCAAAUUCGAAAUACUUGUCAGAGGUAAAUAAAUUAUCUAAAAAAAUUAGGCCAACACUCCCAAGUGAAAACUACAUAAAUCUAGUAACAAAAAUUGCAAGAUAUUAUCAAUUGCCUGAUUUUUAUGUUGAAGAGAACUUAAAUUUAUCAUCUAAACAAAAGCUAAGCUUCUUUGAGUCCUUAGCCAGAAAAAUUGCACUUAAAUACAUUUAUUUGAUCACUAAACUUCAAUUACAAGGGGUUGGAUUUGGAAUAAUAGAUUUGCUUUGGGAGCUUGAUCCUCGGGAUCCACUUGUUUUUGUUGAUUACGGAAAAAUAAACAAAAGAAUUGUUCUUUUCAUCGCAACUAUGAUGAUAACAUUUGUUUCAACAAUAUUAUAUUGUAUAAUAUUUUGGUGGAAAGAAUAA
Molecule: messenger RNA, 861 nt
Organism: Cryptosporidium ubiquitum
Lineage: Eukaryota; Apicomplexa; Conoidasida; Eucoccidiorida; Cryptosporidiidae
Exons: 1
Coding region: 1-861 (286 amino acids)
Source: RefSeq, a predicted model, not a curated record